AACCAGAAGAUUAGUUAUUACAAUAAUAACGAAACCAAAUUAACAACAACAGUUCAAUCACCCAAUUUUUUCAGUAUACAAUAUUUUGUAUUAACUAGUUUCCUCUUCAUCUAAUAUCCGUAAUCCACUACUCUAUUCCGUCGAGCAUUUUCUUCGAACGUCCCGCCUACAAUCUAAAAUUAACUGAAGAUCGUCGCCUACGCCAGCCAAGAAACCACUGCCAGUCAGUUUCAAGACAAACAGCCGAAGGCUCAUUCGUACGUCGUAAACGCACUGAGGGGAUGAAUAUUCGUCAUUCUUACUCAUAAGAAUUAAACCGUUAUCGAUUAACAGAAUUCAGUUCUUGUGUAUUCUCUUCCGCACGCCCUCUCAAGUAAUUUGGACCAAGUUCAGCGACAAUCUUAAUAAGUGAAAAUAUAUUCUGAUAUUUAAUUUUAGAACGGUAUUCGUAGGCACGGUACUGCUAAAUUAAAUUGCCAAAUUUUCAUUUCAUCCACCGCUGUAAUUUAUUCGUAUCGAUUCGAACUUACUUUCACUUUGUAAUAUGACAUAUACUGAAUUAUUUUUAUUGUAUUUAAAGUUGCUCACAUUUCUCUCUUCUUAGAGCGUCCUUUUACCCGAAUUAAAAUAGUGGUAUAACAUAUUUUUACAACCACAGACGCUUCGAUACUUCACUGACGACAGGAUGAUAUUUUGGCAUUUAAAUAUUUGUUCCAAACCAUGAAAAAUAGGGCAUAUAAAUGACAAUAAUCUUUUUUUUUAAUCCGUGUAAAAAAAUGAUUAAUUAUACGAGACGAUAUUCAUCUAUAAUUUUAUACCUACUACUUGGUGAAGUGUCACAAUUAAAUUGUAUAUUUUAAUUAAUUCAUGUGUUUAAUUAAAUAUCGUGCGUAAUUCUGAAUUAUCAUCUAGACUCCAGUUUUAUAAUUUAAAAAAUGUGUGAAAGACUCUUAUCAUGUCCACUUUGUUCCCAAGCAAGUUUUCCAAACUUGGACUCUCUCCGCGCUGGUCUAAUAAGCGUAGCUACGCGGCCUUUAAUUUGUCCAGUUUGCAACGAAGUUCUUCGCGGAAUUGAUAAACUAACCAUCCACUUAUUCGGCCAUACAAUCACAGCCAACAAUGGACAAGCUAAAAUCAUCGAUGCGGCAGCGGACGUGGGACCGGAUCAACCUUGGGCUCCAAGACCUUCAGCGGAAUUGGAUGAUGUUCAGACUACAAGAGAAAUUGAAAUAUCUACAGUACCUGGACUGCUUAACGAGGAACUUCCGGCUAAUCCAAUACCAAAUGAAAAAUUAAUACAAAGACCAGAAUUAACCAAGAAUAAUCAACUAGUCAAGACUAAUGAUUUGGUUGAGACCAAUCACGUUAUCUUUCUUCAAGAUUUAACGCAACUGCAUCAAGUUUGUGUUUUGAGUCAACCCGAAUGUAGCACAACAAACGUUAAUCUAUCCUGUCAAGGAAACCUUGAACAAUCACAACCAACUGGAACUGUUCAACUAGUUCAAGCUGUACAACCUGCUGAAAGCUUUAAAGCAGUUCAUGGUAGGCAAGAUCAGAAUACACAAUUUUCAUGUCCUAACGACACUGAUAACAGUACUUCCAUUGAGUAUCAACAGUCCAAUACGGUAGACCAGAAUAAUCCAACUGAAUAUCAAGAAACAUGGAUGGAAGCUUUAUCAACUUGUGCCAGAUCUCAAGAAUCUGUCGUGUGCCAGGAGGGUGAUACAAGAAAUAAUGAUCAGCAAGCGUCUACAGAGCCAGUGAAGCUUACGGAUGAAACGUCUGGGAAUCAUGCGAACGAAGAACGUGCGCUUCAAGUUACAGAGUCUCAAAGUAAUGAGAAUUCGCAAGACGCCACGAAGAAAACGAAUGUCCUACCACAACUUAAAGCCUUUUGUCUUAUCGCUACUAAGGAGAAAACCGAAAGAUGUAAUAUCUGUGGAUUCCACUUCCCUGAUCGGAAUAUUCUUCAACUUCACAAACAGCUGGUGCAUAUGAUUGAUGAGAAGGAUCUCAACAGCUCGUUGGAUGAUUUGAAAAAUUAUCCCUGUCACUUGUGCUCCAAGGUUUUCAAAAUGCGAGGCAGCCUUAUGGUUCACAUGAGAGUCGCCCAUACCGGAUAUAACUUAGGCUCCUUACGAAAAGAGGGCGAGACGAUACCGACUCUUGGUGAUAAUGGAUACAAUUGUCCAACGUGUGGAAAAAAUUUCAAAAAGGAACAACAUGUUACGCAACAUUUAAAAACGCACGAGGGCAAACAAUGGGAGUGCGACGUGUGUAGCAAGAUGUUUACGACAAAGUAUUUUUUGAAAAAGCAUAAACGACUUCAUUCUGGUGAAAUGCCUUAUAAGUGUAAUUUGUGCGACAAAACUUUUACCUUUCAACAAUCGUACCACAAGCAUCGACUUUAUCACAAGGAUGACAAGCCGCACUCCUGUAACACCUGUGGUAGAUCCUUCAAGGAACUCUCGACUCUUCAUAAUCAUGAGCGAAUACACACUGGAGAAAAGCCUUUUGCCUGUGAGACCUGUGGAAAAUGUUUUCGGCAGCGGGUUUCUUAUUUAGUUCAUCGUAGAAUUCACACAGGAGUGAUGCCCUAUAAAUGUACAGCGUGCGGAAAGAGUUUUCGAUACAAGGUUAGCCAACGAACCCACAAAUGCCCAGCACAACCACCUGGAACGGUAGUUCAUCAGACGGGAAAUCUCGUUAAUCGUUUGUUACAAAUAUCGCAACCGGAAUCAAGUGAAAUUUCACCAAAAGCUACUGAAGAUCAUCAAACUGCAAAUUUCGUUCCAACCGAGGAAAAUAAGUUUGUGCUGAUCUUAAACGAUCAGGGUCAGCAUAUUCUCACUCGACAAUCUGAUCUUGAGCAUAAUGGAAAAGACAAAAAGCAAAUUGCAUCAGACGAGUGUGAAGACGAAUCAUUAAGAUUUUCAGAACCGGGUGAAUUUAUUAAGAAUUUAUGGGGUCAUGAGAUAUCAAGUGCAACAACGCUGAAGGAGUCUAUAGAAAUUUCUUCCAAGGAUAGUCCACGAGGUUCUAAAUCGGACACUGACGACUUUUUAAAUAUGGUUGGUCUUGCUGAUAACGAUGCUGCUUCACCGUCAACAGAAAUGGAACAUUUGCGACUAUCGUCACCUGGAAGUCAUCAAGACAAUUUAAUAGAAACAUGUGAAAUUGGGACGUUCGGUCAAACCGAGCAGACCAACGUCCGUGAUGAUUAUUCUGACGUGAUUUCCACUAAUAUUAGUUGUACGUUACAUACUAUUAAUGAAGAAUCACUAAAGCAAUUAUUGUAUGGGACUGAUACCAGACAAUAGCAGUGAUAGAAUACAUUUAAAAGAAUGACAGGAUUUAUAUCUUUUAAAAAAGUAUUGAACAGGGUAAAAAGAAUGUGACAGUAUAUUUUAUUAUCAAUAUUUUUCGUUCAACAAAGAUUGUAUGUUGGUUAAUGGUCGUUCAUUAUCACUAAUGACACGACAUUUUAUGAUAAGUUUUACUUAUAUGUCGCAAUUAAUUUCCAGUUCUGCAACAGUAACACAUUUCAUAAUCAUUUAAAAAGAAAGAUUAGCAAAUUUAUAUUUUUUAAGUGGAAUAACAUAUUUUUUAAAUGAUUUUGUCUAAUUUUGAAAGGAAUUUUGAAGCGUCUAAACCACAAAUCCCGUAGCGAUAUGAUAACAGAUAAAAAUCAAGGAUAAUAGAAAAGCAAAGUUAUUUCCUGCUGGAAUGCUUAACUUCAAGAAGGAUUGGUAUAUAAGCCUCCCUGUGUUGGGCGCGUCGGGGUCAAUGCCCUGGAAAAGAAAUUCUUCCGUUGAUAACAGAGCUUAAAAUUGAGGAUUUAAGAAAAAAACACCUUGGAACACGAUAAUCGAAUACAAUACAAUGUUUAUGUCGAUAUGAUAUGCAGAAAAUUAAUGAAUACGUUGCUUAUAUUUACAAGAUUCCAAAUAUGGUCAUCAUCAUUACUCCAUUAGUAGAGAAUCGGACGCCAUUUGUCAAGAAGUCAUAUCGUCAUAAUCUUACGAAAUAAUAGAUUGAAUGGUAAAAUUAUCAAAGAACACAAUUGAAGUAUAAUGAUAUUAAUUAAAUAAUAAAAUGUUACCCGUUCAACUAACUAA
Molecule: messenger RNA, 4118 nt
Organism: Cephus cinctus (wheat stem sawfly)
Lineage: Eukaryota; Metazoa; Arthropoda; Insecta; Hymenoptera; Cephidae
Product: zinc finger and SCAN domain-containing protein 12
Exons: 5
Coding region: 936-3320 (794 amino acids)
Biological process (GO): regulation of transcription by RNA polymerase II
Molecular function (GO): RNA polymerase II cis-regulatory region sequence-specific DNA binding; DNA-binding transcription factor activity
Source: RefSeq, a predicted model, not a curated record